CUCCGAACUUCGCAUUGGGGACCGCCAACAACGCCUGAAGCCUGACUAUAGCUCACUAGGUAGUAACCUUCAAAAAUCUCAAUCCAGUAUUCACUGGUAGAGCACAAGAGGCACGGCGCACAGGCGCUCCCAACUUCGUGCCGUGACUCCCUUCUGCCAAUAGCUACCCCACCAACCAACAAAACAGCAAAAGAUGACACUCAGCGUCCACGAGAUCUCCCAGUUGCGUGCUGCCUUGCAAGAUGCCGUCGUCAAGUGCUCAGAAAGAUGCUUGUAUCAGUCAUCAAAAUGGGCUGCCGAAUUGCUCAAUGCGCUCCCCGAGAUCGAAGAAGACGAAGAGAACAUCAACCCUGCAGAUCCCGGACACGCCUCUCCGAUAUUCGCUGCGAACAGCGAUCCAGAAGAAGCAAUUCUUGAAGCCAAAGAACUUAGCAAAUAUCUCUUAGCCAAAUCUCUCUUCGACUGUCGAGAAUAUGAUCGUUGCGCUGCCGUGUUUCUGCCCGACUCCCUCCUUUCAAGUGUUCUUGCCUCGCGUGUAGACAGCACUUCAGCAUCCACCACCACUGGAAAGGGAAAGGGGAAGGCAUCCAGCGCUUCAGCCGUGACGCCACUGCCAAAACUCAGUCAGAAGAGCUUGUUCUUAGCACUAUAUGCCAAGUUCAUGUCCGGGGAGAAGCGCAGGAAUGAAGACUCCGAGAUGGUUAUGGGCCCUCAAGAUCUUGGUACAGUGGCCAAUAAGCAAUUACUUGUGAUAGGUCGAUUCUUAGCAACUUGGUUCGAGGAGAGGACAACGGAAGACGAUGAAGUAUUGGGAAGCCAGGGAUGGCUUGAAUAUUUGUAUGGCAUGGUGCUAGCCAAAGAGAAGAACGAUGACAAGGCACUGGAAUAUUUUAUCCGAAGCGUGCACAAGUACACCAUGAAUUGGGGCUGUUGGUUGGAAAUGACGUCGUUGAUAUCUCGAGUUGAAGAUGUGAGUCUCCCAUGUAAUAUCCUCGCUUCUUUUCAAUCGCCAACACCUUCCAAGCUGAAUCGGAUAUCUAGACAUUGUCCUCAGAAUAUUGUCUCUUACAUGUUCCACCUGCACACCUCUCUAGAACUCUACCAACAAGGGCCCGGUCUGGCCAAUUCUCUUGAACAACUUCUCUCGAUAUUCCCAACAUCCUCUUUCCUUCUCACGUGCAAUGCACUCCUGGCAUAUCACGCCAAGGAUUUGAUGGCUGCUGAACAGCACUUUACUCGACUGCUGGCACUCCAUCCACAUCGGCUAGAUUCUCUCGACCAUUAUUCUAACAUUCUCUACGUUCUCAAUCUUCGCCCAAAAUUGGCUUUCCUGGCACACCUAUGUUCCAGCGUGGACAAAUUCAGGCCCGAGUCUUGCGUGGUGAUUGGAAACUAUUACUCUUUACUAUCGAUGCAUGAGAAGGCUGUCCAAUAUUUCCGUCGUGCGUUAACGCUAGACCGGUCAUGCUUGUCAGCAUGGACGCUAAUGGGCCACGAAUAUGUUGAGCUUAAAAACACCCAUGCGGCAAUCGAGUCGUACCGCCGUGCAGUUGACGUGAACCGCCGGGACUAUCGGGCCUGGUAUGGUCUUGGUCAAACAUACGAGAUGUUGGAGAUGCAUACAUACUCAUUAUGGUACUACAAGAAGGCUGCUGGUCUACGACCAUGGGACGGAAAGAUGUGGAUGGCUGUAGGCUCAUGUCUACAGAAAAUGGGCCGAGAACGAGAUGGUAUCAAAGCCUUAAAGCGAGCUUUACUAGCUGAUGCUUAUUAUGACGUGGGGAGCAGUUUUGGUAGCGGGGAUCUCCUUGGCAGCCGGAGCGCCACGGGUCAUAUGGACCCCGACAUCCUUCUGCAAAUUGCGGUUAUGUACGAUCAGCUUGGUGAGGAGGAGGAAGCCAGGUCAUACAUGGAAUUAUGCGUGGCCCAGGAAGACGGUGGUGGAGCUGCAGAAGCUGAUCCGGCUGAGUCGAUUGCUAUUCACAACGACUCUCCACCGGGCUCAGAUAAUGGUGCCGAGGGCAACGAGAACCCAGGGAAUGAGGGAACCGGAGUCACGGCGGCGACAAGCAAAGCGCGUAUGUGGCUGGCAAAGUUCUCAAUGCGCACUGGAGAUUACAUAACGGCCUCUCGACUUGCGGGAGAGUUGUGUCAGGACGGUGUUGAAGUGGAGGAAGCAAAAGCACUUGUGAGAGAAGUUCGAUCUCGAAUGGAAGCGACGGGAAUGCUCGACCCGCUGAGUUAGCAAUAUCAGCAAGGACAAGUAGAUGCCUAAUCGUGUAUUCAGAGGUGUGCAGCCAAGGAUGUCUUUGGUUGAUGAGAAUAUGCAUCACGUUGCUCAUGAAAUGUUUAAAUAAAGAUGGCUAGUAAAUAAUGUUAUUGCAGAGAAUACAUUCACCACGAGUAGCCACUCGGGGAUACGC
Fusarium oxysporum Fo47 is the source of this 2423-nucleotide messenger RNA. Its product is annotated as anaphase promoting complex subunit CDC23. The record is from RefSeq and is a predicted model, not a curated record. The transcript is spliced from 3 exons. Gene Ontology annotation, biological process: cell division. Gene Ontology annotation, molecular function: protein binding. Gene Ontology annotation, cellular component: anaphase-promoting complex. Lineage: Eukaryota; Fungi; Ascomycota; Sordariomycetes; Hypocreales; Nectriaceae. Bases 194 to 2245 code for a protein of 683 amino acids.